This is a messenger RNA of Eubalaena glacialis (North Atlantic right whale), 351 nucleotides long. RefSeq names its product transmembrane protein 272-like. The transcript is spliced from 4 exons. Bases 14 to 250 code for a protein of 78 amino acids. The record is from RefSeq and is a predicted model, not a curated record. NCBI's taxonomy places the organism in Eukaryota, Metazoa, Chordata, Mammalia, Artiodactyla, Balaenidae.
GAAACCUUGAUGAAUGCACGUGCGGUGUGUGCAGCCGGCCUCUGGCCAUCACAGGAUGACGCAACUAAAUGUGACAGCCUGCUUCGUGUUUCUGCUCUGCACUUUCCUGGCUCUCCCGCUGUCCAUGGCCUUCACAGGAAUGAAGUUUUUGGAGGACUGUCCCAUACAGCCCCUCAUUCCUCUAUACUUGCUAGUGGGUGGGAUCAUCGGGGCCUUAAAGAACAGCUUCCCCGAAGCGCAGCGUUGUUGAAACGACAGGGCCAGGUGGAUCCUGAGACCUGCCGCAGAGACUUGGAUUUUUCCAGAUGAGGAAUUUUCACCCAGAGCUUCCCUCCUGCUGCCCCCAGUUCA